Messenger RNA from Vollenhovia emeryi, 2767 nucleotides. RefSeq names its product vacuolar protein sorting-associated protein 33A (gene car). The record is from RefSeq and is a predicted model, not a curated record. Gene Ontology annotation, cellular component: CORVET complex; lysosome. Bases 787 to 2610 code for a protein of 607 amino acids. Gene Ontology annotation, biological process: intracellular protein transport; vesicle-mediated transport. Lineage: Eukaryota; Metazoa; Arthropoda; Insecta; Hymenoptera; Formicidae. The transcript has 9 exons.
CCAUUGGGGAGAACAGGUCCGAACACUCCGAACAGGUUCAAGCGGUGCGUCCCCCGGACUUUAUUCGCCUCUUACGACACGGAAGGCUAGCCGGGAUGGUCUAUUCGUCGGCGGAUCGACACGCCACAAAAACAGAAAUGUACAUACGCGUAUAUAUUUGAUGACGAUUAUGUUCGACGCUUUCGACGUAGGUGGAACGAAUAAUGUCUUGGGCGAUCUCGAGCGCGCGGAAGCGGUUCAUCGGCAGCAGAUUCUCGGUGACGAUUGUAUUUUAUGUCAAGUGUCGAGGCUUUUGAGGCGGCGCAGACCAAUCGCCGCGAUUUCUUGACAAGGGCCGAGACAAAGCGCGAGUUUCAACGAUUUAAAAUAUUAAAGCGGAAUGUAACUGCAAAUUCUGAAACGAAAAGUCAAAAACUUAUUCCCAAAGCAACUCCUAUUAAUUUAAUCGGCAGAAUUGCGUAAAGCGGAGCUUUUAGAUUGUCGUGCCUGAUCUUGUCUUUCCUCCGCGCAAAAAUUAAUAAUUCUAUUCACGAUAGUAAAUUAACAGUUGCAUAAUUAAAUAUAAUGUCCUGCUCAACAAUGUAAAUGAUGCUCGGUGUUCACUGGGCCUGGGUCACUCUUGUUUAACCUAGAGACCCUGCAAUCAGAGGCUGGCCAUAAGAGUUCGUCAAAUUCCUGCGAGUGAGAGAGAAACAUACGCUAUCUCACUCUUCUACGAUCGUAGGGUCUCUAACCUAGGGCGUGACAUUUGCCGGGAGGGCGCCAGUUCUCGGAGGCGCGUCAAUCAUGUCGUAUCUAAACGGAGGUCGACUGAACGUCGGGCUUGUUCAGGAGCAGGCGAGGAAGCGGUUGCUGUGCCUGCUGGAGAAAUGCGACGGCCCGAAGGCUAUCAUAUGGGACCAGUCGCUGGCCGGGCCGAUCGGCCUUGUCGCCAAGUACAAUCUGCUGGAGGAGUACGGCGUCGUCAAGAUGUAUCCGCUGUACGGCGGGACUUUGACGAUACCGCCUAACAUCACCAAUGUCAUAUUCAUCUCGAGACCGCAGUUAGAGCUCAUGGACCUGAUCGCCGAGAAUGUCCACGGAGAAGAGGGCAAGAGGCCGCGCAAGGAGUUUCACCUGUUCUUCGUGCCGCGCAAGAGCCUGCUCUGUCAAAAGAAGCUCCAGAAUCGCGGUGUCUUCGGCAGCUUCACGCUGAUAGAGGAAUUCAAGUGCGAUCUCUUCCCGUUCGACAAUGACUUGCUGUCGAUGGAGCUGAGCGGAUCCUUCAAGGAGUUCCACCUGGAGAACGACCCCACCUGUCUGUACCAGGUCGCGCAGGCCAUACAAGGCUUGCAAAGAUUGUACGGCAAGAUCUCGAAGGUGACGGGCAGGGGACCGGCCGCCAGCAAGGUUUGGGAGCUGCUGGAGAGGCUGAAUAGAGAGGAGGAAGAUAGCAAGUCGCUCCCGGCCUCGGGCUCCGUUGCCAUCGAACACCUGUUAUUAUUGGAUCGAUCCGUAGAUUUGCUCUCGCCCUUGGUUACGCAGUUGACGUACGAAGGCUUGAUCGACGAGAUAUACGGAAUAAAGUACAAUACUGUGCAAUUACCUGCGAGAAAAUUCCACGAUUCCGACGACUCUCCCACGGCGAUGUCACUGAACGAAAAGGAACAGAUCAUAUUAAAUUCGGGAGAAGAGCUUUUCGCUGAGAUCAGAGACAAAAAUUUCAACGGCGUCGGCCCGGUCCUUAGUAAAAAAGCUAAGGUGAUUUCGUCCCAGUUCGACGAAAGACACGGGGACAAGAGCGUGCAAGAGAUUAAACAGUUUGUCGCGAGAUUACCACAUAUGCUAGCGACCAAGCAGUCUUUAGCGAGGCACACCACAAUCGCCGAGAUGAUAAAGGAGGUAACCGACUCGAGCAACUUCUUAGAAUCGUUGCAAGUCGAGCAAGAGCUGAUAAACUGCAUCGACACAGACAAGCCGAAUGCAUACAUCGAGGAUAUGAUAGCACAGCAGCAACCGUUGCUCAAAGUUCUACGCCUCCUUUGCAUACAAUCGCUGACCAACUCCGGUUUAAAGCCGAAGCUACUAGAUUACUACAAGAGAGAGAUAAUUCACACUUAUGGAUUCCAACACUUGCCGACUAUAUUAAAUCUGGAAAAGGCUGGAUUGUUAAAGCAACAGCAGUCGGUGCGACAGUAUGCAGUUUUGCGGAAAGCAUUGAGGCUCACUGUCGAGGACGAGAGCGAAAUUACGCCGAAAGAUAUCAGUUACGUGCAUUCCAUCUAUGCGCCGCUGAGCGUGAGACUGGCGGAGCAAUUGGUGCAGCUGAACGGGUGGCAGGGGUUGAACGACGUGAUGGGGUUGUUGCCAGGCCCUACCGUAAGCAGCGUCCCGUACAAUGUAUCCUCGUCAGCCAGACGAAAUUCUAUUACCAGCGAAGAUUCGAGCUCGGAACCGCCAAAACUGGUUCUAGUAUUCUUCAUCGGGGGUUGCACUUUCGCCGAGAUAUCGGCUCUCCGGUUUCUAUCGCAGCAAGAAGACCUGAACGUCGAGUUCGUCGUGGGAACUACUAGGUUGAUCAACGGCGACACGUUUCUCACUUCCUUGAUGGAGGAUCUGGAGCGUGCGUGAGACGAGACCGUCUUAAACUGAACUAAAUCGAAAUAGAUUAUUUAAUAUUUCUUUGUGAUAAAGAAAGACUGUAAAUAUGUAUUCCUUCUUUAUUAUUAUUUUAUACAUACGUACAUAUAUUCUCCCGAUUAUGUACAAUAUACUCUCUCACGUCUGA